Messenger RNA from Knipowitschia caucasica, 216 nucleotides. Lineage: Eukaryota; Metazoa; Chordata; Actinopteri; Gobiiformes; Gobiidae. The record is from the annotation of a GenBank genome assembly.
AUGAAGAGAAUAGACAAAUGUCAGGGAAAGAGCCCGAGGAAAUCUCGCAGAUGUGCCGGAGAUGAGACGAACACGCUCGUUGAUGUGGACAGCGCUGUGCAUCGCCAUGAAGACAUCUUCAUGUUACCGACUCCUUGCUUUCAGUUCGCCGCAGCUUGUGACUUAAGUCGGUGGCUAAAGGGGGCUGACCUGUCUAUGGUUGGGACGGACUGCUGA